Messenger RNA from Lepidothrix coronata (blue-crowned manakin), 737 nucleotides. RefSeq names its product zinc finger HIT-type containing 3 (gene ZNHIT3). Lineage: Eukaryota; Metazoa; Chordata; Aves; Passeriformes; Pipridae. Gene Ontology annotation, molecular function: protein binding. The annotation marks the transcript as partial. The record is from RefSeq and is a predicted model, not a curated record. Gene Ontology annotation, biological process: snoRNA localization; box C/D snoRNP assembly; maturation of LSU-rRNA from tricistronic rRNA transcript (SSU-rRNA, 5.8S rRNA, LSU-rRNA). Gene Ontology annotation, cellular component: nucleus; pre-snoRNP complex. The transcript has 4 exons.
GCGCUGUGCCAGCACAUAGUGAGCGAGGGGACAGGGCCGGGGGAGCGGGACACGGGCCGGGACCGCUGUCCGCGCUGUGCCGCCUCGUACUGUUCCGUGCGGUGCUGCCGGACCCACCGCGAGCGCUGCGCGCCGCAUUCCAGCCAGGAACGGGACAGGGAGCGGGGCAGGGAGCAGGGUCCCCCCGCGGCCCCGCCGAGCCCCGCACACGGCCCCUGGUCCCUGGAGGACAUCCUGGGCGAGGAGGAUGAGCAGGACCGCGUCCCGCUGCAGAAACUCAAGCUUUUAGGGGAAUCAGAAGAACUGAGGGCUUUGCUGCUGAACCCACACCUCCGGCAGCUGCUCCUCACCAUCGACCAGGCAGAAGACAAAAGCUCCCUCAUGAGGAGGUUCAUGCAGGAGCCCCUGUUUGUGGAGUUUGCAGAUUGCUGCCUGAGGAUUGUGGAGCCUCCCGAGAAGGAGAACAUCCUCCCCGAGUGAGCACGUUUUCCUUUCCUUGAGGUUCUGUGCUGCAGAGCUGCUCCAUUCUGUGUCUUUCCUCAGGGUCUGGUCACUUUGCCCCUGGAUUUCGGUGCUCUGAUUUCAAUUCGGAGUAGACAGAGAUUUUUAGAGACUGGGGGUUGAACCUGACACUCUGCAGACCUGCUUUGUGUUGGUACAGAAAUAUUGGCAACCGUGGCAAAUGUUACUUCACAGUGACAAUAUUAAAUAUAUUUGCAUUUAUUUUAAUCGACAAA